Molecule: messenger RNA, 910 nt
Organism: Trichobilharzia regenti
Lineage: Eukaryota; Metazoa; Platyhelminthes; Trematoda; Strigeidida; Schistosomatidae
Source: the annotation of a GenBank genome assembly
UGGGUUUCGUUCAGGUGGUGGAUGCAUUGAUCUUGUGUCCACCCUUCGUCAGUUGUUGGAACACCGCCACACGUAUUGCAUGCCAACGAUCGUUGUGUUUCUUGAUAUUAGGACCGCCUACGAUUCGUUGGACAGAACUGUGCUCUGGAACUGCCUGUUUGAGAGAAGUGUACCUGAGAAAUUUGUUAACAUCUUGAAAGCCCUAUACAGAAACACCUCAGGUAGAGUGAGGACAUACAACCAACUAUCAUCACUGUUCCCAACCAACAGUGGGGUUAGACAGGGUUUCCCAAUCUCUCCAUUUCUCUUUAACUUUGCCAUCGAUGACAUUCUGAAGUCAGAUCUGAAGGAUGUGCGUGAAGGUGGUGUAGAUCUGCUACCUGGAGGUAGACUUCCGACCUCGAGUAUGCAGACGAUAUCGUCUUACUGUGCGAUAGCAUGCAGGCUGCCCGAAUCGCACUUAAUCAGUUGGCGAUCAUUGUCUGUAUGUAUGGUAUGUGCUUUGCGCCGUCUAAGUGCAAAGUACUGUUACAAGAUUGGCAGGAGCCUGUACCUGCACUCACUCUUGCGGGUGAACCGCUUGAAGUUGUUGAUAAGUUUGUGUAUCUGGGUAGCUGUGUGAGUGCUGGCAGAGGGGUGACGGAUGAGAUUCCUAAUCGUAUAAUGAAGGCUGGGGUGGCAUACAUCAACUUGAGCCACCUAUGGCGCCGUCAUGAUGUUAGCCUGGUUGUCAAAGGUCGGGUAUACAAUACUUCGGUGCGGGCUGUCUUGCUUUACGACUGUGAAAUCUGGCCUCUCCGAGCUGAGGAUGUUCGGCGACUCUGUGUGUUCAAUCAUCGCUGUCUCCACAGGAUUGCUUGCGUUUGAUGGCCAAGAAUCGUAAUCAAUGGCGAACGUGUUGCAAUUUCCU